AUGGCGCCGGGCGAGUAUGCCUCGGUAGGGUCGGGCAAGCUCAAGCUCAAGGGCGUCAAGGACUCCAAAGUGGACAAGAAGAAGAAAAAGAAGUCCAAGCCCAAGGACGAAACGGAGGGCAGCAAUGGCGAGAAAGGCACUUUUCAUGACAACUCGGUCAUGCUGAAAAACUUGCAAGACGAAGACGCGGAGUUUGCCAAAGAAGAACGACCAAGGAUAGGCCUCGACGAGGGCAAGGAAGUUGGACCGGCCACAGGCUCGGACGGCGACGAGGCGACGACGAUUGUCAAGACGGAGGCGGAGAGACGGUACGAAGAACAGAGACGCAAGAGGUUGGAGGAACGACUCAAGCGAGAAGGCAUUAAGACACAUAAGGAGCGAGUGGAGGAGUUGAAUCGCUAUCUCAGCAGCCUCAGCGAACAUCAUGAUAUGCCGCGCAUCGGGCCUGGGUAA
This is a messenger RNA of Capronia coronata CBS 617.96, 453 nucleotides long. RefSeq lists its product as uncharacterized. The transcript is spliced from 2 exons. Gene Ontology annotation, cellular component: nucleolus. Bases 1 to 453 code for a protein of 150 amino acids. NCBI's taxonomy places the organism in Eukaryota, Fungi, Ascomycota, Eurotiomycetes, Chaetothyriales, Herpotrichiellaceae. The record is from RefSeq and is a predicted model, not a curated record.